Messenger RNA from Lactuca virosa, 2700 nucleotides. The record is from the annotation of a GenBank genome assembly. NCBI's taxonomy places the organism in Eukaryota, Viridiplantae, Streptophyta, Magnoliopsida, Asterales, Asteraceae.
AUGAAACGAAGCCAUCUCUUGAACGCCUUCAAUCAUAAUCAGCAACUACGAAGACCCCUUGAUUUCCUCUCUAGAACUUUAUCUACUUUUCCUUCACAAUUACCCUCAAACAAUUGUAACCAUCACCACCAUCUAAUCACCCUCAUCUCUAUCCGUAAAACCCUAAAACAUAUUUUCCAAAUCCACACGCAAUUAAUAGUCUCAGGUUUCACGCAAGACAAUUUCACAAACAGCCGUCUCAUUGAAUCUUACACUUUAUUCAAAAAAAUCAAUCUUGCUCGAUUAGUUUUCAAUGUUACACCAAACCCAAGUGCUGUCUUAUGGAAUUCGAUGAUUAAAGCUCAUAUAAGAUCAAUGCAGCAUCAAGAAGCAAUCGUUAUGUACAAUAAAAUGACAAACAACGAUUCUUUUGAAGUACAACCAGACAAGUAUACUUACACAUUUGUACUAAAAGCUUGUACUCAGCUUUUGGACAUUGAAAAGGGUAUUUCGCUUCACGAAGAGAUCAUUAAGAAAGGAUUGGAAUCUGAUGUUUUCAUAGGGACUGGACUUAUCGAUAUGUACUGUAAAUGUGGGCAUUUGGUUCACGCACGUGAAGUGUUUGAUAAAAUACCUAAGAAAGACAUAGUGGUCUGGAAUGCGAUGGUAUCUGGGUUAUCACAAAGUACGGAUUUUACUCAGGCAAUUGAAAUUUUCCAGAGUAUGCAACUGCGAGAUGGAGUGGAGCCAAAUAGCGUUACCCUGUUGAAUUUAUUUCCAGCAAUUCAUAAGUUCUCUAGCGUUAGAUUCUGCAAAUGUAUUCAUGGAUAUGUAAUUAAAAGAAAAUUUCCAAACACAGUUAUGAACGGAUUGAUCGAUGUCUACUCCAAGUGCAAAAGAACAGACAUCGCCUUCCAGAUAUUUAACCUAAUGCAAGAACCAGAUGACGUUUCAUGGGGUACACUAAUGGCAGGAUUUUCACAUAACGGGUGUCACUACGAAGUCCUGGAAUUAUUCGAUCAAAUGAAGAACAAUCAUCUAAACAUAAAUAUCGUAUCAGUUGUAAGCGCUUUAUCAGCAGCUGGUGAAACAAAAGAUUUAGAAAAAGGAAAAAUAAUCCACGAAUGUGUGAAGAAAAACAAAUUUGAUUAUGAUAUCCGUGUAUCCACUCCUCUCAUCACAAUGUACGCAAAGUGUGGUGAGUUAAAAAAGGCUCAAGAUUUAUUCAGUAACCUUUCUGGAAAAGAUAUGGUUGCUUGGUCUGCAGUGAUUGCAGCUUUUACCCAAUCUGGUUACCAUGAAGAAGCCCUUUCUUUAUUUCGUGAUAUGCAGUUUGAUUUUAAACCAAGUAUGGUAACCAUAGUUGGUGUUCUUCCAGCUUGUGGAGAGUUAUCAUCCAAGAAACUAGGAAAGAGUCUCCAUAGCUACACCAUUAAACACAACAUCGAUUCAGAUACUUCAAUAGAAACUUCCCUAGUUGCAAUGUAUGCUAAAUGUGACGAUUUUAAUUCAGCAAUCACUGUUUUUGAGAGAAUGUUGCAUAAAGAAGUAGUCGCAUGGAAUGCUUUGAUCAAUCGGUAUGCACAGAUUGGUGAGACUGAUCUUGCAGUCACUAUGUUUUGCAGAUUACAGUCAUCAUCAGAUUUGCAUCCUGAUAGUGGGACCAUGGUGGGUGUGGUUUUGGUAGCAGCCUUUUUAGGUGAUAUAAAUCUUGGAAGUAACAUUCAUGGGUUAGUUAUGAAAUACGGGUUUGAAUCAGAUUGUCAUGUUAAUAAUGCUCUUAUAGACAUGUAUGCAAAAAGUCAAAGCCUUGUAUCAGCUGAAUUGUUGUUCUGUAUGACAAAAAUUAAAGAUGGGGUGCUAUGGAAUGUAAUGAUUGGAGCAUAUCUGCGACAUGGGUAUCUUCAAGAAUCCAUUUUAACAUUUCGCCAAAUGAAAUCAGAAGGUUUUAAGCCUAGUGUAGUCACAUUUGUAAGCAUACUUCCUGUAGUAUCCAGUUUGGCAGCCAUUAAAGAAGGUGCAUCUUUGCAUGCUGACAUCAUCCGUACAGGUUUUCUUUCUCAUACACCUGUCAUGAACAGUCUUAUUGACAUGUAUUCAAAAUGUGGGCGUGUUGAUUACUCAGAGAUUGUUUUUGAUGAAAUCAAGAAUAAAGAUACGGUUUCUUGGAAUGUAAUGCUGGCAGGAUACGCGAUAAAUGGGCAUGGGGAUCUUGCGUUUGGUUUCUUUUUGUUUAUGGAAAAUAAUAAUGUCGAAAUCGACCCUGUGUCUUUUCUCAGCGUCUUGUCGGGUUGUAGACAUGCGGGGUUAGUUGAGGAGGGCAAAAAGGUCUUUUGUUCGAUGAAGGAAAAACAUGGUAUUGAACCGAAGUUGGAACAUUAUGCUUGUAUGGUGGAUUUGUUGGGAAGGGCGGGGUUGUUUGAUGAGACUUUGGGGUUAAUUAAGUCGAUGCCUAUGGAAGCUGAUGCUGGAGUUUGGGGGGGUUUAUUGGGUGCAUGUCAGAUGCAUUGUAAUGUGAAGGUGGCUGAGUUGGCAUUGGAGAAUCUUGUGAAAUUAGAGCCAAGAAAUCAAGCUCAUUAUGUGGUGUUAUCAGGGAUUUAUGCAGAAUCUGGGAGAUGGGGGGAUGCUAGAAAUUUGAGGAUGAAGAUGAUUGAAAUGGGGAUUAAGAAGACUCCGGGGUGUAGUUGGGUUAAUGAAAACCAGGUUCAAUUUAAUCAGUAG